AUGGAAGAGGCUAGAGACUCUAUAGUGAUAAAGACGACAAAUAAUAGUUUAGAACUGGAUGGUAAUGAAACGGCUGAAGACGAUUUCUCUGCAUUUGCCACCAGUGGUAAUAGUGUUGAGGAUGAUGCCGAUGACUUUGGCGAGUUUGAUGAUUUCACAGACUUCAAUAAUGGGUUAACAGUAGAAAGUAAUUCAAAUUUGGUCGAAAGUGAAUUUGGCGGUAAUGGUCAACAACAACCGCCAAUAAAUUCCGAUGAUAAUUUCAAUCAAUUCGCUGGAGGGGAGAAUGAUAACAAUAAUGGUAGCGGUGGAGAAGUUCCAUUAAGGCUCAGUUCGGCCAAUGGACAACAGCCUAUCAUAGACUAUUCAAAUGCCACUUCAGAGACAAUAAUAACUCAAUUCACUGGCAUAUUAGACACAUUAUUUCCAUCAAAAUGUUCAUCAUCAUUAUCGCAUGUUCCAACAGCAACAACAACGAAUGGAAAACAAUCAUUGGACAAUCAAAAUUCAGACAUUUCUAUUUCUAAUUCUAAUGAUUCUAAAGAAAAAAGUACUUCAUCAGAUACUUAUAAAAAGGAUAUUAACUUGGAAAAUAUACUGAAUUCAGUCCCGGAAAGUAUGGAAAUGUGGGAACGUCUAGUUCCAGAUCCGGAAAUGACACCAUUUUCGUGGAAACAGUCGGGCAUAAGAAAACAAUUUUAUGAGUCAUUAGGAGUUUCGUCGAAGAUCUUUGAAGAGCAAGUUUUACGAAAUAAUGUUAAUAAUAUAUUGCCUCGAAAUUCAGCAACUCGUUCUUCCUCAUCAAGUAAAAAGUCGUCAGCCUCAACACCAACAAGUCGAGCAUCUUCACCUCAAUUAUCGAAUCUACAACCUCAUACACGAGUUCAAUCCGUAUCGACGACGUCACUUCCGGUGUCUAAUCGUAAAAAUUUAGACACGUCUGCUGAUGCAAGGGCGAAAAAUCUAACAAUUGCAAGUCAAUUGGACCUGGAAAAAAUUAAAGUGAUGAGUUCUAUACCUCAAGAAAAGUUACGCAGCUAUUCCAUCUCUGAAUUACAAUCACUUUUUGAACAGCUUGAUAGCUUAUACCGACAAACAUCAGAGACACUAACAUUUUGGCUCGAUCAGCGUGAACAAACCAUCAUGGACGCCGAGACCUACAAUCAAAUGAUAGAGUGUUUGGUCGGACAUGCGCAGAAAAUUCGCAAUGGAAAUGGUAAAGAGACGAGUAAUAAUUGGGAUAAUAGAGGUGGAAAGCAAUCAUCAUCAAAAAAGAAUAGUAAAAUGGCGUCAGGGCUUGUUUGUCUUUUUAAAAAACAAAAAUUCCAAACGAAUUCUUCGAGAAGACCGAAUUCGGCCGCUUCUAAUCUUACAUCAGCACAUCCCGAAAAAAAUAUAGGAAAUAGCGCAUUGAGCAUUCACGAACGUAAUUUGUCACUUUGA
Messenger RNA from Ambispora leptoticha, 1443 nucleotides. NCBI's taxonomy places the organism in Eukaryota, Fungi, Glomeromycota, Glomeromycetes, Archaeosporales, Ambisporaceae. The record is from the annotation of a GenBank genome assembly.